This is a messenger RNA of Diachasmimorpha longicaudata, 1756 nucleotides long. RefSeq names its product SLIT and NTRK-like protein 5. The coding region runs from base 221 to 1594 and encodes 457 amino acids. Gene Ontology annotation, molecular function: protein binding. Gene Ontology annotation, cellular component: plasma membrane. The transcript has a single exon. The record is from RefSeq and is a predicted model, not a curated record. NCBI's taxonomy places the organism in Eukaryota, Metazoa, Arthropoda, Insecta, Hymenoptera, Braconidae.
UUGAAAUAGAAGGGGUAUACCGGGUAAAUAAAUAACCGUUGCGCACUCAAGAUCACUCCAGUUCUACCAAGUUCACGUACCACUAUUGUUCCUACAAUUCAUCCCGUUCCACCCCUCGAAACAAUUGAGCCUAAAAUUUCCCGAAAAAUGUGCGAGAGUUAAUUAUCAAACCCCCAAUUACCAAUUCAAGUGAUAAAAGUGAUUAUCGAAUUUUAAAAAAAUGUUCAACAUAAUUCGUGAUAUAUUUUCCCUGCUCCUGAUCACGACAUACGUAUCAGGAGCCUGCGUCAAUGUUCCAAAUCAAGAUAUGGUGGAGUAUGCCUGUGAAAAUGGCUACGUGAAUGAUCUGUAUACAAUUCCCGAGAGAACCGAGAAAAUUAGAAUUUCAAAUAUGAAGAUACCGCGAAUAACUCGCGAUACCUUCUCCCGAUUUGGCGCCAAUGUAUUGACAUUGAUAUGCACUCAUUGCGGGAUAGAAGACAUAGAGCCGGACUCCUUCAAAGCUUUGACAAAUCUCCAACAAUUGCGUCUCGAUAACAAUCACUUGAGAAUUGUUAGGGCGUCAUGGUUCGAGGGACUCAAACAGUUGACGUAUCUAGAUCUAAAUUACAAUGAAAUCGAGAGUAUCGAGGGUGGUGUUUUCGAUAAUACACCUGAGCUAGUUGAUCUCAGAAUAUCGGGAAAUAAAUUGCAAUGUCUCAAUGUGGACGAACUAUCGCGUCUGGGGGGACUGACCCGAAUUUUCAUAGCGAAAAAUCCAGAAUUCAAGUGUCCAAAUGCCUUAUUGAAAGUCCUUGAAGAGAAGCAAUUGACAUUUGAUAAAGAUCCGGAGUGGAGUAAAAUCUCCGAAGACGUCAUCUCCCCCCCAGUGAGUCCCAUGCGCCCAAUAACUCCUGCCUAUCGAGAGCGCCUAAUCUCAACAAGACCACCAGAUUCAACUGUUAAUUAUUAUCAAACCACCGCACCCAAUUAUUCACCAUCUGCUUCAUAUCCAAACUACGAAACAACCACUGAGGCGUCACGCCGGACUCCAGUACCCUGGUAUACAACACCGAGUUACACAUCCGAGCCGUCUUAUCCAGCUCGCGAUUGGACAUCGCCGACAGAAGCACAACCCGAAGUAUCACAAACACGUGCACCAUACAAUGAAUCUUAUUAUCCACCGCAAACACCGAGGUCUUCGACCCAAGAUCCCUACCCCAACACAGACGAUACUAGGUACUCGACUGGUUCAUCAUCAGACAUUACGUGGAUCGGUGGCUCUGACGACACCUUCAGUGAGACUGAUUUUCCCCCAAUUCCAUCAAUGCCACCGCCAGUGAAAACAUCUCAACCACCUUUGCGAGAGGAGCCCAAUUUCCAAACAUCAAGACCAUCAAUAGUACCAUCUGAGCCUAAACCGACCAGUGAAGUCCAGAAACCCCCAACCCCCCUUGAGAAUUACCAGCAGGUGGAGGAUAAAGCACCGGUUAACAUUAAUCUACCAAAUCCAUCGUCUCCAACACCCAAACCAAAAAAUUCGUCAUCACACUCUGCAGCAUCCGCUGGACUAGUCCUACUGACUAUUUUCUACACAAUCGUCAGAACGUUCUAGUUGGAGAGGGGGUGUGCGUGUGUGUGUGGGGAAGGGGAGGAUGUAAGACUUCAUUCGAUUAAUCAUAGCUUCACGCAAGGAAAAUCCCAAAACUCGUGUACCUAUUUUAAUUUAUCAGAUAAACAUAAAAAGAGCAGACAAAUAACUACGAAAUAACUAUGA